This is a messenger RNA of Abrus precatorius (Indian licorice), 679 nucleotides long. RefSeq lists its product as uncharacterized. The record is from RefSeq and is a predicted model, not a curated record. Bases 13 to 366 code for a protein of 117 amino acids. The transcript has 3 exons. Lineage: Eukaryota; Viridiplantae; Streptophyta; Magnoliopsida; Fabales; Fabaceae. Gene Ontology annotation, biological process: regulation of circadian rhythm; response to cold.
CACUUUCUCUCCAUGGAAAUGGAAUCCACGCUGCACGUCCCCCAAACCGAAACGACGUCGGUUUGGACCGACGAGAAGCACCUCCACUUCCUCAACACCAUGGAAGCCUCCUUCGUCCGCACAAUGCUCCACCGCCACACCCCUCUCCGCCUUGAUCGCCACCUCCCCGACACCUCCGAAUCUACUUUGGACUCCAAACCCAUCCGUAGACUCAAGAAACAUCCACCCUCAGAUUCCAUGGGUCAAAGGGCUAGAACGGGAAGCAGAAGAACUAGAGGGAGAUCAUCUCAGCUCCAGAAUUCACCACCGGAGCAGGCCGUCGUACAAAUAGAAAGUGAAAGGGAAAGUGCUGCUUGCUUGCGUUGAAGGAGAGGAUGAUAAAAGAACAGAGAAAUAAUGUUUAAUUAGGGUAUGAGAACCUGCCUGCAAAAAAAAAUUCAUGGAUUUUCUUUUCUUUUCUUUUUCCUUUUAUUAGAAAUUCUUUCACCGUCUCUUUCUCUCUCUCUCUCUCUAUCUCUGGUUUUUAGUUUUGUUAGUUUAAUUUCUCGACAAUUAUCAUGUAUUGCAGCAAAAUCUAGUCACUUAUUUUCUUUUAACUUUUUUGAGCUCUAUCUAUGUCUAUUCUUUUGGUACUCCGUAAUUAUACUUGGUUGGUGUUAUUAUUUAAUGGUUUUCACUU